AUGGAUAACAUCAUUUGUUUAAAGUUAUUAAAAAGCAGGAAAAGAUAUAACAAAAAUGAAAUAUAUACAAUUCUUCCAAAUCCAUGUAACGAUAUAAUAGCUCUUGUUCUCCUCAAGAAGGGAAAUAAUUCUGAAGAAAAAGGUCUUAAAUUAUACUACAAUUUCUUGAAUAGUUGUAAUACCAUCGAUUUUUUACUAAAUAACAAUACAAUAAACUGCAUUUGGAUAUGUUGUGACAAGGAUACUUUUACAAAAAGCAAAAAUGUGAAAUAUCAAAUUCCCAUUUUGAUAUCUCAACAACAUAAUCUUUUGAAUUUCUACAAUUUUGCAAAUGUUAAUAAAAUAAAUGCCUGUCUAGAAAAUCACGAAAUAAUAAUUCAAGAUAAUUCGCUUCAUUUUCAUGUUUAUAACAAGGCUCAUACACAUAGAAAUUUAUAUGAAAAGAAUAAGUUGUAUAAUUUCUACAUAACAUAUGAUAAGCUAUUUAGUUUUGUCGUAUCUUUGAAUAAAAAAUUCUCCAUUUUGGAAUUGUUCAAAGAAAAAUUUGUGAAAAUAGUUUCAAAAGGGGAAAGCUCCUUUUUUAUCAUUCUAAAUGAUAUUGUCUGUGUUAAACUGAUUGCAAAAGGAUUGAGCUUAAAAGUAAAAAAAGUAUUAGCUUUACAGAAUAUUCUAACGAAUGUUUAUGAUUAUAUUUACAUUCAAAAAUGUCUUUUCAGUACCUUUUUCACUGAUUUUGAAAUUAGCAAUGACUUAAGCAGUGUGUUGUUGGUUGACUCGCGCAACCAGCUCUGGUCCUUUGAUUUAAAAAUAUAUUACCAUCUUAAUAUGAUAGGAGUAAAAAAUGAAAAUAUUUUUGAGAAGACAAAAAUAAAAAAUGUUGAUAUGUAUUCGUUACAUUCAAGGAAGGAGCCAUUUAGAUAUAUAGAAAACUGUGACAAAGGGAAUAACGAAAAGGAAUUAUGUUUGGAAAAAAAAGAACGCACUGAUUUUGAGAAAAAUAAAAAUAUUGUUAAAUUCAAUUUUGAAUCAUAUUUUCCUGAUUUUUUUGAAUUAAGACAAAAAAGUGUAUACAUAAAUGCAAAUAGUAGAGGAGAAAAGUUCUGCCAUUCUAUAAGUCUAAAAAAUUAUAAAAAUUUAGAAAAUUCGAAAUAUAAUUACAUAAUUAACGAAAUUAAAAGUAUGUAUGGAGAAAAACAAAACUUAUAUCAAACUAUUUACACCUUCGAAAUAUCCACUGGAAAGGAAAAGAAAAAUUAUCAAGAGAAAUACAAUACUAUGUUAUAUUUUUACGAAAAAGAAAAAAUAUCUAAUUAUUACAUGAACUUUUCAAACCACUUUGAUAAUUUCUCAUACUCUCAUGAGAGCAGUUGUGACGAUAUUGAAAAUUUUUGUAAACAUAAACAUUUAGGACUAGAUCGAGAAAAUAUAUAUACAGAUUUUCAUGGCAUAAAAAUUAACUAUGAUUUUGAAAAAAAGUACAAUAUUCUUCAGAAUGAAGAAAUUUAUCGAAACGUUAGUGUGAGGAAUAAAGAAGCAAAAAGGGUAGAAAUAAGCAGUGAAGAAAGAUCAUGCACCGAGAGAGAAAAUAUUAAUAGUACUGAAAAUAGAAAGGAGGUUAACAGUUUUUACAACCAUUUAGAUAUUCCAAUGUGUUAUCACAAAAGGGAUAAUUAUACCCAUAUGACAUGUCCCAACAGUUAUUACAUUCCAGGUACAGAGAAACUAGUGAAUUUUAGUUUAGAACAAUCAAUAAAAAACCUUAAUAAAAUACUUCCAAAAUAUAUACAGCUCAUUCACGUUUACAACUACUCAGCUGAUAUAAAAAAUUUAUUUAUAAUUAAAUGUUUUAAAAAAUGGUAUGAGAAAAGUGGUAAUAUAAUGCAACAGAAAAAGGCUAAGGAUAAAAACUUUCUGUUCAAUAAAAAAUUUCAGAGUAUAAAAUUAUACUCAUGCAAAGAGUACUUUUUUGUUGAAUACAUUUGUCUACCAAUGGAAGGAUGUACAAAAUGUAAACGAUAUUUAAUAGUUCUAAAAAAUAGUAAUGGAAAAAUUGAUUUUCUACAAAUUUUGAAGAAUUACAGUUAUUUUUAUGUAAAUAACAAAUCGCAUGCACUUUUCAAUGUCGACAAUAUGUUAUGUAAAGUGCUGUUCAAAAAUUACAUGAACAGUUUGUUCAGUAUCAGUGCAUAUAACAAAAGAGAAAAAGCAGAGAAAAUUCUUAAAAUGAAUGAUUUAAAAAGACAUUAUCAUUAUUUUAUAAUGAUAUACUACGGAUUUUUAAAUAAGGACAUGACAUUAAUUAAAAAAAAUUUAAAAAUACUUGGAUUUAAGGAAUCGCUACUGCAGUGUCGAAUUUUAUUUCAUUACCUUUGGAAUAACUUCAAUAUGAAAAUAAUUUAUUUCUAUUUUUUUGAUUAUUUUUCUUUCAUAAAUCAUGUAUGGAAGAAGAAAUACAAAAGGAAGAUGCACAAAUAUUUAAAAAUUAUAAGACAUAAAAGGGAAUACAUAGGAAUCUACAUGUCUAUUGCGUUGAGAAGUAUCUUUGACAUAGUAGACGUAGUAGGAAAAAAGUAUCUCUGCUUUCCAGACAAUUAUAAAUUUAAAAAUUCUAGGAUGGAAGAUGAAUUGGAUCCCAAUCAAACAGGGAUGGAAAAGGGAGAAUUCUUUAACGUACCUAAUAAAAAGGAGAAAAGGGAAAAAAUGGAAAAAGGGGAAAAAAUGAAAAAAGGGGAAAAAAUGGAAAAAAGGGAAAAAAUGGAAAAAAGGGAACAAAUGGAACAAAGGAAAAAAAAGGAAAAAAAGGAAAUCAUAAAAAAAUCAUAUUUAACAUUUUCAAAAGAUACAAAAUUUCAAAAUUACAAUUUAAAUAACAAUCACGAAAUGUUAUGCAAAAAAAAUUGGGGAUUUCAUAUUUCUGAGAAUAAUCAUUCUAAGGAUGGAAAGUUGCGUGCUGACUGUUUUGUUCAUUCUACUAUCAAAAAUGAGAAGCAAGAGAAAGACAAAAUUGUCACAGGUACAUCUAGAAUGAACAAUAAUCACACACAUUUAAAAAUGUAUUAUAAAACUUUGAACGAAUCAAAAAAUAACGCUUCCCCAGAUAGUAAAAGCCCAUUUACCAAUAGGGAUAUGCAAUCCAAUUUAUUGUUAAACGGAAAAGGCUUAAAAGCUGUCACGGAUGAUAAUAAGAACAAAAAGAACAACCACAAUAACAAAAAUAACAAGUAUAUAAAAAUAUUUUUGAUGAACUACUUUGAGAAACUCUGUUUUAGUAAUAAUUAUAAUUUAUUUUUAAACAAAAAAUUUAGUAUAGAACUGUGUUCAUUAAUGUUACAGUUCAUUAUUACAUUUAUCGAUCAUUUUAUAAAGAAAAGGGAAUAUAGAGGAAAUAACUCAAGAAGUAGUAAUGUUUUCCUUGAACUAAAUAAAUAUAUAUAUUUUGUUAAAAUGUUAAUGCAUAUAUUAUUAAACAAUUAUGAAACGAGAGUAAAAGAGAGAACCAAAAGAAACGUGAGUCACGUUAAUGUCUGGGAAAAUAUUACAUUAUUCCAAAAUUCUAAUGGAAAAUUUUACAAAUCUAGUUUAUUCAAUACCAGAUACCUUAAUGUAUAUAGGAUGUAUGAUGCUAUAUCCAAAAUAUUGUAUGUAAAAAAAUCUGCUAAUGAUAAAAUAUGUAAACAUCUCAAGUGGGAAAAUACUCUAAGCAAUCCUAGUAACAGGAGUGAGCAAUAUGAUCAUGUCUACAAAUCGAAUAAUUGUGUAACUAUUCACCCUUUAAAAAAAAAUCAGGAUGGUGAUAAAAAAGGCAAAAAUGGAAGUAACAGAGAGUUAUUAAAUACUGAUAAGUUGCUUCAUGCGUAUAAUUCUGUCAUACCCAAAAGAUUAGACAUGUCAAGUACAUAUUACACAGUAGAAGAAAAAAGAACAGAUAGUGGAGAGGGAGAAAACAAAGAAUGUAAAUAUACAAGACAAAAGGACUCGAAUAACACAGAUCAUUCGAAUCUAUUUAUAGGAGAAAAAAAUAUCAGGGUUCAUAAAAGUGUUAAUGAUAGUUUUAAUAGGCCAAAUUAUAAAUACAAUAGUGCACAAAAAUUUAAGAAUCUCCUUUUUUAUUUGUGCUAUUGCUUUAUAGUAACGGCGAAAAGGAAAAAGAAAGCACUUCCAUACUUUCAUAUGAAAGAUGUUUUAUAUAAAGAAGUUGUUAUCUCAAACAACUUAAUUUCUGAUAAACACUCUUUUGACAGUAUAGUUUAUAAUAUACUUAGCAGUAACAAUUUGAGUACGGUUAUUUAUUAUAUAUAUUCGAAGAAAUAUGAAUUUCUCCUUAAUUUCAUGUUUUUAUAUUUUAACUACAAUAUGCUGUACAAUUUCUUGCAAAAAGGUAGACACAACUUUUUCAAGAAUUUUACUUAUGGUGUUACUAGGAGAAGUGGUAAUGAUACUAAUUCAAAGGAAAUGCAUAGUAAUGAGGAAAAAAUAGAGGAGAAAAAAAUGUCAAGGAAUAUAAAAACAAAGAUAACAGAUCAAAAAAAACAAAGGAAACAAGAAUAUAAUUUAUUUUUCUACAAAAUCUUGAGCGCUGCUAUCAACGAUUCCAGUAUUACAAUUAAUAAAGGGCAAAAGUGCAAUUACAGAACUUUAAUUGAUUAUCUAUUAAAAGAAAAAAAAGUUGAAAACGACUUUCUAAUUGAUAGUAAAAUAAAAAGACGCAUUAAUCACGAAUGCUUAGUUAAUAAUGGAACCAUAAUUACUGCAUGGGACAUUACAGGCCAAACUAAUAAUCACAAAUUGGAAAUGGAUAUAAAUGUUAAGCGUGUUAACAAGCUUGAUAUUAAUUACAACCAUGAUAGAAAUGAAAUUGGAAAAGAUAGUAAGAAAUAUGCAUAUGGAAAGGUAAGAACCACCAAAUCUUACCUUAUCCCUCAUGAUGAUAGAACUCCUAAACAGUCGAGGAAUUUCCAUUUGAAAAUGAGCUUAAGGAACCACAAAUUGAAAAAGAAAUUGAAAAGGACAAUCUUGGACAUAUAUCAGAUGUACGACACCGUGAAUGACAAUUUUACAAAAUUAAAGAAUGAAAUACAUGUGAAAAAUAUUAAUACCUUUUUGAAUUUCCAUUAUGAUAUAAAGAAUAUAUUAAAAACGAAUUUAGUAAAUUUGAUAAUGUUAAUAUAUAAAUUAAUUAUGAAAGAUAAAGAUGAAUGCAAUUCUUUUUUUAAAAACAACAUAAUGAAUCACUUAGUAAGUAAUGCGAAGAUUCCAUUUUUAUUCAUCCAUUUGAACCCACACAAAAUGUUAAUAAAUUAUUAUGGGACUAUUAUAUACAGGCUAUUAUGUAAUAAUAUAGAUAACUAUUUAAAUGUAUGUAUACAUAUAUUGAAAAUAUUAUGUGUAGAUGUUAUGAAAUUUUUUAAAACUAUUGCCUUAAACACAUUUAAAAAAUAUAUUAGAAACAAUUUACUCUUAUUUUUACGCAAGAAUGGUUGUAGAUUUAACAUGAAGGAUAAAAGAGCUAUUAAAUUUGUUUCAAUUUUGGAAUUGUUCUAUAGAAAUAGUUCAUACGUGUCUGAACAUAAUAAUUACUACACAGAUUAUAUGUUAAAUAGAAAUGUUUUUAAAUUACAUAACAAUACAGCAUUUUUGAAUGAAUUAAGGAAGAAAAUAUACAAAUUUAUGAACAAUUAUAUUCAUGAUAUUGUGUACAAAGAGCAAAACACGUUGAAGGUUCUUAGUUAUCUAAACAUGUUUGACGAACCAAAUCAUAACAAUACUCAAUUUGUUAAUCACUUUGAUCAUGUUUCACACGUGUUUGUGCCAUUUAUUAUCCCAAAUUUUUUCAAUACAUACAACGUACAGUCUAAAAAAGAUGAAGAAAAAGAUAGGAAAAAAAAAGUACAACUUCUAUAUGUUAAAACUUUGUUAAGAAAUUUUUUAUUUAAAGGGAUGAAUUACAAAAGGAGAAAUAGAAAGAGAGAACAAUUGAUACAAAUGAAAAAGUGCUAUUUUAUAAAAAUAAUAAAAAAAAAAAAAAGAGUCACCAAGGUAGGUUUCAUAUACAAUAAUGAGUUGGUAUCACAUUCAAGAAAUAGCAUAAGAAGAUACAUUGUGGAAGAAAAAAAAAAAAAAUUAAAUUUGCACAUAAAUAAGCAAAGAUACAUUUGCGAACCAUUGCAUGCGGAAGAUUUAAUAUCAGAAGAGUUAGAAAAAAUAUGUCAUGAAGAGGAUGGCAAAAAGGAUUAUAAUAUGUGUCGUCUUAGAAACAUAGAUAUGAGUCAAGUCAUCUCAGGAAAGGACAUUUUAUCUGCCAUACAGAAUGAUCAAGGUAAAAAAAAAGUUCCACAUACAGAUGUUUGUGUUAAUUCUAAAAUGAUGAGGAAUGUUGGACAUGGGAAAAAACAUUCUGAAGAUAUUUCAAACCAAGAUAAUAACAACACAAAGUGCGAAAAAAACAAAAUAUAUAAUAAAUUUGUCAAUUGUUAUAUUACAAAAAAAAAUGGAAAUAAUAAUAUUGUAACAUUUAAAAUGGCAAAAAAUUGGAUGAAGUUGAAAGGGGAAGAAGUAGACGACUUAAUGUUUAUAAGUCAUAAAAAUUUUAGUAGUAACAUCAUAAGUGAAAAGAAUAAUAUAAUAAAUAGAAAAAAGUAUGCAUACGACAAGUGCUUCCAAAAAAGGGAGGAAAAUUAUUUCAAUUUUAAUAAUUAUGAUAAUGAAUGUUACUGUUUUCGUUGUUUCGGGACAAAAGAAGAAAAGGAAAGACAGGAAUAUGAAAAAGAUAAUAAUAAAGUGUUACAUGUAGAUUAUAACUAUAGCAAUGUUGAUUCUGUUGAUGAUUUUGUCCUAUAUAAUAAUCAAACUAUUGAAAAUAUUUCAGAAUUAGCUUAUAAAGACAAAGUUAUUUCUAAUGAAAAAAGUGUGCAAAAUUAUUACAUAAAUGAUACAUUUAUACUUGAAAGGGAGGAAAAUAAACAUAUCGAGAACACUUAUCGAUGCGGAAAUUAUUCCAGAGGGAAAUUAUAUCACAUUGAUGCGAAUAAUGAGAGAGAAUAUAUAUCAACACAAGAAAUAGAACAGCCGUUUAAAAAAAACAAAACAAAGCAGAAUUAUUGUAGCAGAUAUAGUUACCAAUUAAUUCCGUCCUCUAUAUAUAGAAGUGGUUCUUAUUUGUGCUGUUCCUUAGUAAUGUUAAAAACGAUUAACAGAAACAUUAUCAUUAGAAUUAUUCUGCAAAAUAGAGGGGUGAACUUUUUGUAUUUUCUUAUUAAAUAUUUUAGCAAAAAGAAGAUUAAAAAUUGUUUUACUCGUAAUGAGAUUUGCACCAGAAAUGGGCAACUAAUAAAUGUAGGAAAAGUGGCAACACAUGGGAAAAUCAAUAAUUUAAGGAAUUAUAAUAGGAGAAAAAGUUCACUACCUUUUCCUUUUUUUCUCAAAUUGGAUAUAUUAAACAAUUAUACUUUAUUUAAACAUAUGAAUGAGAACGUCGUUGAGAAAAAGAAAAUUAACUUUUCAGAUGAGGAAAACAUUUUGGGGGAUGAUACAAUUUAUAAGCGCGUAAUAUUAAAAAGUCAAAAUGAUAAAAAAAACAAGAUAGUAGUAAAAAAUUUAUACUAUGAAAUAAUCAAAAUUGCAAAUAUAAAAUCAUAUAAUUGGUGUUUAUUUGUACACAUUUUGGAAUAUUAUACAGAUAACUGUGAUAUAUCAGCUUUGUUUAUGCUCUUGCUCACCCUAAAAUAUUUUAGUAAAAAUUUUUUCAAGACACUUCAGAAAUUGAAAAGAUUUAAUUUUUAUGACAGGAUUAAAAUUGGAGAACAUUCUAAUAUGGAAAGAAAAAGAUCCGAUGAAAAGAGCAAAAAGGGAAGUAAGAACUUGCGAAGUUAUUCAAAUCAUACGAAGGAAGGGAAAUGGAGGAACGAUGAAUGUCUAAAUGGAGAUGAAAUAAGUUUCAUAAAAAUAUUAAUUUAUAUUCAAAAUUAUUUUCGAAAAAAGUCCAUAUGUUACAUCUACGAUUUCGUGGAAUCUGUUUUGGAAUCACUUGGAAUUUUCCUUUUAAUUUAUAAUGAUUUGUAUGAUGUAAAAAUUUGGAGCAAUUUUGUGAGUAAAAAAAACAGUAUAUGUAUAACAAGGAAUGAGGAAAUUUUAAAAAAGGACAUUUCAAAAGAAUGUAACAAUGAUGGAUACUCAACAUAUGACAAACAUAGUAACAAAGUGGAGAAUGUAAGAAAUAGUCAUACUUUGAAUUCGAGAAAGUUCAAACGAUAUAUGCAAAAUGCACUUAUUUAUUAUUCCUUCAUGAUAAAAUUAAGCAGAAAUUUUUUAUGCUUUAAUUAUUUGUCUUAUGAAGAUAUUAGAAAUAAAUUUAAUGUAACUAUUUCUUUUGGAAAUUAUAACAGUUUUUUGGAGUAUAAAAAAAAAUAUUUAAAUUCUAAUCAAGUCAAUAAACUUCACAAUUAUAUUUUAACUUAUCUUAUAGUAAAUCAAAGUUAUACAUGUAUCUACUUUUUUGUGCUCAAUAAUAGUAAGGUAUUUAGAUCUUUUAAAAAUUGUAAUUAUUUAAUAAAAAAAUUAUACAAAAAAGAGAAGAAUGUUUCCCUUUUUAAUAAUUCUUUGAACUUAUACUUACCGUACAUCUCUUGCUAUAUAUAUUCUCAACUGUCUAAUAAUUUGCUAGCUUUGUCUAUGUACAAUUUAGCAGAUAUUUUUCUGUAUGAAUGGGAAGGGCACAACUCCAUUAGGAAUAUCAGUGCGAUAGAUAUAGUUCAAAAGAGUGAAAAUAAUUUAGAGAAAUAUCAAGAGUUUACUCUGACCGAUCAAGGACCACUCCUCAGAAUAAUAUCACCCACUCAACUUCAGAAUGGUCAAACUGCUAUGAAUGCACAAGAUGAAAAUAAUUCAACAAUUUAUAUGCAUAGUAACACCGCUUACAAUAUUAGCAAAAUAAGAAGCAAAUAUUUGGAGGAGGAAGGAUUAGAUAAGAAAUGUCAUAAUAAUGCAGAACGAACAGACUUUAUGAUGAACUUUGUUUUGAGAAAGGAUAGAAAUAGUAUAAAUUUCAUAUCACUUCACGCGUUAAGUUUUUUGAAUUUUAAAUUAUUUCUCUGCAUAUUCAUGUUUAGCAAUGUGGACAUAUUUGACUUAAAAAAAAACAAAGAAAAUAGCCCUUUAUAUGUAAACAUCUAUUAUUUUAAAAAAUUAACGAAGAAUUUUAUGCCAUCUAUAUAUGAAGCAUAUUUCGGUACAAAAGAACAUAUGAAAAACAAAUUUAAGACAAAGUUAGAAGAAGAAAAGGGGCCAAAUAAGGAUAUCUUUAAGUUAGCUAUUAAGAAUUUGGCAGAAUAUAAGGAGAAUUAUCUCAAAAUUCCAAAGGAUGAUGUUCCACCGCACGAGAAAAAUAAGAAGAAGAUAUGUAAGAAAAACGGAUACAUUAAUGAAAAUAAAUGGGAUAAAACUAGAUACAGUUUAUGUUUCAAAAAUAUCCAGUUACUUGCUAAACUCAGAACCAUUCGAUGGGAUUCUAGAGACAAGGAAAAAUUCAAUUUAGUAGAAAAAACUUCGAAAAUAAAAAAAAAUAAAACAGGUUAUGAAAAAAAAAUACAUAUUUCUGUAAUGAAGUUUGACCAUUCUUAUGAUUUUUUUACAUAUAAUAAAGAUUUGUCAUUAAAAAAUUUGUUACGAAAAACGGUUGAUGAAACGUUCUUCAAAAUAAAUUUUUGUCCCUUUUCUAUUUUUAAAAAUAUUUUUAAAAAAAUAAAAACAUCUGACAAGUCAGCUAAUAUCGAUCAAAAAAUUUCAAAAUAUGAAGUAGACGCAAAACAUCAUCAGAUAACAUUCACAAAAAGGAAUCAGUACGCAAAGUCACAACACCUAUUUUGUAAUUCACUUCUAGAUGAAAAUAAAACGUUGAAAGAGAGGUACAAUUACAAUAUAUUCUUUUACCAUUUGAGAAAAAAUCAAAAGGUUGAUCAUUACGCGAAUUAUGUGACAAGAAUUAAAAAAAAUGAACAAGAAAAAAUGGAAUGUAUGGAAGGAAAGGGACAACCUCCAAUUAUAUUUAAAAAAGACAGAUACAAUAAUAAUGACACAUGGAAAGAACCUGUAUCAAGUUUACAAAAUAGCUGUAUACUUAUCAGCAAGAAUCGUUUUUAUUUUUUAAAACAUUUUGAUGUGAAGCAUUUUCUAAUUUCCUGUCAGCCGUUAGUAGCUUAUCAUAUAUUAAUAAUAAAUCAUGUUUUUUACAGACAUAAAAAACCAAUUAAUUUAUCGAAUUAUUUAUUUAUCAAUAAUUUUGACACAAAAGACUGCAACGAUUAUAUAGCUAAUAAUCACAUUCAUCUGCCUCUAAAUUUAGGAAAAGACCUAAAAAAAGUGAUUAACCAUUUAUGCCUCCAGUUAUGCAUAUUCUAUUUCAAUGAUAAUGAUAUAUUAUGUUCUGUGUUAUGCUUUCUAGAUCUGUGUAAUGUGAAUAUUGAAAAAUUAAAAAUGUAUAUUCUAUGCAUGAAAAGUAUAUAUUACUAUUUUAAGAAGAAUUAUAAAAAGAAGAGUUUUUUUGAUAAAUGGAUAAACAGUUUUGUGGAAUUUUUUAAAAUGGAAAAAUGUACAAUUGAUGAUUUUUACAAACAGAAUAAGGAUAUAUUUUACGAAACUUUUAACUUCACAGAUGUCAAUUAUUAUGACUUAUUCAAAAAAAAUUUCAUAGAAUUGAUUAUUAUUAAACUGUUUUUAGAACUAUCCAAAGAGAGUGAUAAAUUAAAGGUAACUAAUAAUACUACUCAAAUAAAAAUAAAAAAUAUAUGUGAUACCCAAAAUCGUUUUAGUGCUAAUGAAACCUUGAAUUUUCCAAAUAAGGAAGACAAUGAAGGAGACAAUAAGAGGAGUGAGAUAAAUAUGAAAAAAUAUACAUGUGCUGAUGAUAACAUGAAUACAUACGAUACAAAGAAUAGUUGCAGUUAUUCCACUAUAUGUGAAGAAUAUACAAAUAAGUUAUGCACUCAUGAGUGUGGUAAAAGUAUGCAUCAAAUUGAGAUGCACUUAAAACGUAAAAACUCCAUAUCUGAUGAGUAUGAAGAGAUUUGUGAAAAUGAAAAUAUGAAUGAAUAUCCAUUGGAAGGAAGCAAAAAUGUUAAGCAAAGAGGCAGUGCAGAUUACUAUGUAACAAAACCGGAAUCGAAAAAAUUGUUCAUUUUAAUUUUGUUAGAAAAAUCUAUACAAUAUAGAAUAAAAGACAAGAAAAGAAAAAAAAAAAAAAAAUACUUUAACGAUUUUUUAAAUAUAAUUUCGCUUUACUGUAAAGUAAAUAAUGUGCACCAACCUUUAACAUUAUUACAUAUUUUGAGCAAAAAAAAUGAUAUUUUUAUAGUUUUUUACGAAUGUAUUGAUAAAAAAAUAGAUAUUAAAACAUGCCAAGAUAUUAUCAAUUUGUAUACAAAAAACAAAUACACGAAAAGACAUAUACUAACGUUUUUAAAUCAUAUUAGAAAAAAUAUGAACACCAUAAUGAAAUUUCAAGCGAGAAGUAGUAAUCACAAUUUAAGCCAAAAAAGUGGAGGAAGUAGAGAUAUCUGCAAAGAAACAACUAAAAUCAGUCAUAAUGGCCACAAUUCUCCCAUUCAAAGUAGUGAUAAUGGCCACAAUUCUCCCAUUCAAAGUAGUGAUAAUGGCCACAAUGCUGCCAUUAAAAGUAGUGAUAAUGGGCACAAUUCUAUCAUUGAACUGUUGAAUAGGAUGCAAAGCAUCUUUACAGGGAAUGUCCAUUUUUAUAGAAGCGAGAGUGGUGUAAAUUAUUCGAAUAAAACAAUUCUAGAAUUACUUUAUCACAUAAUUUAUAACAAUUAUGAUUACAAGAUUCUUCAGAAUAUUCUUGAAAUUGUUAUCAAGAACAAUACAUAUUACACCAAAUUUUACAUAUAUAUCACUGCCUAUGUACAGUACAUUUUUAGAAACAAAUUUCCCUAUUUAUUUAUAAAGAAGUAUAAAAGGAGUAUAAAAAAAUUUGAAGCUCGAACAACUCAGAAGGUUGUCCAUUUUAAGAAGUAUGAGAAUAUGUUUCAAAAAAAUUUUUACACAUACGACGAUUUUCACAAUUUUGUGUUAUUCAUUAAAAAAAAGAAAGAAGAAUAUAAAAGCUUAAUUGUUAUGCUAAAAAAUAUAUGGUUAUACUUACAAAUUAGCGGGUAUUUAUUAUUUCUGAAAAAUAUGAAGAUUGUAGAUAUGUAUAAUUUGAAAUUUCAUAACUUUGUACACAAUAUAAAGGAGUACAAAAUGAAGAGAAUGGAUCUUUUUUUCGAUGUGAUGAAAAAAAAUGAAACAACUUAUUAUUUAAUAUUUUUUCUCAUUUCAAAUGGUAUAUAUAAUUUAUUGGACAGAUUUCUAUAUAUUUUUUAUUUCGAUAAACCAAUAGUUUGUUUAUGUCAUUUUGUGCGAUGUGUUCUAGAAUACCGUUUCGACAAGGCACGGUACUAUCUGAAAAAACAUUACAACAAAUACAUUAGAAGGAGAUGCAAAUAUUCAGACACCUUAUAUUGUAUUUUUUUUGAGCACCUUGUUAAUUACCUCUUGAUGAAGAAUCCCUAUAUGAGACACAUGAUACUAGAUAUGCUAGUACAAACAAGACAAGAUUGCAAAUAUGUGUUUUCUUUUUAUUUGCACAAAACUUUAAUUAAUUUGAAUAUGAGAAAGGAUAUCUACUAUACUGUUUUUGAUGCAUGUGAAGAAUUAACAAAUAGGAACAAUUUUGAGAAGGUCCAAAAAAUGCUUAAUGAAAUAUACAUGUCCAUAUACAACAACUGGCAUAAAUAUGCUUUCCCCUAUAACAAAGGAUACAUUAUAUUGAGUCAAUUUGUUCUAACACAUUAUACAUGUUUUAAAAAUUUUUUAUAUAUUAUAAGAGAGAAAAAAUAUAUAGACGAUUAUAUUAUUUCGCUUUAUAACAUUUCCCAAUUAUUUGGUUAUUCUAAUGUAAUUUUCAUAAUUUUUCUUUUGAACUACUCGUACACGUUGCAAUCCAGAUUAAGUGUGUAUGAACAGAUAUCCAUUUUGCUUCUCUGCAUAAUGUUAAUAAAUAUUCUUAAAAAGGAAACCAAUCAAAGGCGUGAAAAUAUUAAAAAGAAAAAAACAAACAUGUUUCAUUAUGUCAAGGAUAAAAUUUUACUAGUUGAGAAUUUACUUAAUAAAAAAUGUAAAGAUACAAUUAUAAAGAAAAAGAAAAAACGAAAUUGCUCUAAAUUGUGCAUACUAAACUUUUUACCCCUUAAGAAGGAAGAAUGUGAAGUUUUAUUUUUAUUUAAAGAUUAUAAUGAAAAUAGAAAAAAAUAUAUAAAAUGCUAUAGAGGCUCCUUCCCGAAUUUUGAAAUUGACAGUGAGAAUAUAAAAUUGCGUAAUCAAUUUUAUGAUAAUGCAGAUACAUUUUUCCAUAAUUUUGACAAAAAUGUGCAAAUUUUUAAGUAUUUAUGUGUGCAUAAAAAUACUAUAAGUAGUCUAAAAUUGAAGAUAAUAUACUUGUUAAGUUUAGCAACGAAGAAUAAAAUAUUCAUACAAUUUGAUGAAUUGAAUGUGUCAUACAUAAAAAACAUUUUAAAAAAAGUUCGAUCGUGUAAUAAUAUGAACACAGUGAUCCAUGUCCACAGCGUGACCAAAAAAAAUCUACGUCCAAAUGAAGUGAAAAUAGACAAAGAGUUAAAACGAAUAAGGGAAUUUUGUAAAAAGGAGGAAGCAAGAAUUUACAUAAAUAUGAAUUCUGCAACGAGAAAAAAAAUGGAUGUUCCACCACAUUUUAGAUAUAUAAGAAAAAAAAUUUGGAGUACUGCUAGGAGUGAGAAAAGCCGUAAUGAUAUUGUUGCGAACGUAUCGAAUCAAUUUUCGGGUCUCGAAAAAAACGAAGUUAUGUACAGAGAACAUGCUAAUAUUAAUCUAAAUGAAAAAAAGAUCACGGGAAAAAUAGGAAAAAAACAAAAUUAUGCAAUUGAAGAAAAUUUCAUUUUCAGUGUAAAGAACUGUAAUAUGAGUGUAGAUCAUAUGGAUCACAUAAAACUUCUUCUAAGCAUAUUUAUAUGUAUAAAUAAUUUAAUAAACAAUUUUGAUAUUAUCAAGUCUCAACAUGUAGUAGAUGCAUUUGACAUUUUUAACAUAUACAAUCAAAUAAAAAAGGGCCAAAAUGAAAUGCUAAAAAAGGAGGCAUAUUGGAAAGAACCACCCUCCAAUCAGAACUCAAAGAAGCAUAAUAAACCUAGAAGAAAUAGCAAAAGGUGUGGUGUCAAAAGAGAGAAGAUAUAUAAAAAUUCAGAAAACAAAGAUAAAUCUAAGUGGAUGGAAUCUCGCUCCAUUUUUGAAACAUGUCUAAGUGAUAACAAAAUGAAAAACUAUUCUUAUUAUAACACUUUUAGGAAAAUAAAAAAUUAUUCUGUCUUUAAUAGAAAGGAUAUUGAUUCUAAAAAGAAUAUAGAAAUAAAAUUAAAUAUGAAAUAUGAUAAGUCCCAUAUGCAAAUUGAUGAUAUAUAUAAAUAUAUUUACUAUAAUUCGAUUUAUGCCCUAAUUAUAUAUUAUUAUUUAUAUAUUGAUUCUAAAUCAGGGCUAGAUUUAAUGAAAUUAUUAUGUUCCAAAAAGGUAGAAAUAAAAAAAGGGGUAAAAAACAUAACCAAUAAUUUUGAGAACUUGUUUGAAAAAGCUAAAAAAUAUUGUAGUUGUGAUAUUUAUGCAUUUAUACUUAGAGCAGAAUUAUUAUGUGCAAUUAAAAGAAAAAUGUGCGUUGUUAUAGAGAGACCAAUAUCGUAUCAAAGAAAUAAUGAUAUAACUUUGUUAAUACUAUUCUCCUACGUUUUAAAGAAUUUUAAUAACCUAAAUGGAAGGAAAACGUGUGAUAUAUCUAUGGGUUUGAAAUUUAUGUACCUGUUUAAAAGCAAAAUGAAUAUUCUUGCUACGAAUUUAUUGAUUUUCCAUAAUUUUAUUUUGAUCCUAUUAACCAACUUUCAUAAAUAUAGUUUAAGUGACUGCUGGACUGAAAAAAGCGCUAAUGAAAAUAACGAUUUAGCUAGCUCCUUUCAAAAUUUCACACAGAGAGGUAAAUGUACACCUAUCAUUUACUCAAAAGGAAAUUCGAAAAAUAGCGCCUUGAAAAAUGACACCUUGAAAAAUGACACCUUGAAAAAUGACACCUUGAAAUAUGACAACUUGAAACCAUGCGUUGAUAGAAUUUUUAUAUAUUACGAAUCCUCACAUGAGUUUUUAAAUAACUACACGAAUAUGAUAUUUACUAAUUCAUGUAAUUGGAUAUACAGAAAUUGCUUUUUUCGAAAUCUGCUAGAUGUCUACUUCUAUGUCUUGCGAGUGAUGGUAAGGAAUGCACGACAAAAACGUACAAAUUGCGAGACUGAUGAACAGUGUGGAAUGGAUGAAAAAUACGAAAUGACAAAAAAGAAAAGACAAAGGAGAUAUAAAAAAUGUGAAUUAUACUACCGUGCGGGGGAUAUUCACAAAAUGUUUUGGAGAAUUAAAAAAGGAGAACCCAAUUUCAUUAACAUAUAUUGCACCAAUUUGAUUGACUUCUACAAAAAGUUUAACAUAUCAUUACCACCAGAAGUAGAAGUAGAAGUUGUUAUAUUUUUAUAUAAACUAGCUUGUAAAUUCACAUCUGAGAGGCAUAUUAUACAAAUUAGGAAUUUUCUUAAAAUGAGAAUGCAUAUGUAUAUAAGAAGAAAUAAAUUAUAUCUCCUUUUCAGAUUGUUAGUAAACAUAAAUGAGUAUGACAAAUUGGAUUUUCUUUUUAAAUAUCUUUUUAUGAAUAAGUCCAUUUUCUAUUUUUUAAAAUAUAACAAUAAUAUGUUUUUAUCCCUAAAUGUUUAUGACUUCAAUUGUGACUUAAGCGUUUCCUUGAAUAGUAGCUGUUUAUUGUACAACAAAAAUAUUUACAAAUUUAAGAAUAUGUUUAACGAUAUAAAUGAGCAUUUCCAUGACAAGCAGAACUUAGAAUUAAAUUCAUCAGGAUGCAAUAAUCAAAGUUUGCAUAAUCAAUUGGUUGAUGUAACUGAAAAUUCCAACAACUUUCGGGUGUCCAAUAUUUUUCAAACGAAAAUGAAUAAUUACCAUAAUAUCAGGAAUAAUCUUUUUUUAACAUGUAAUAAUGGAAAAAAGGAAAAUCGUAAAUUUAACCAUCUAUUAUAUAUUGUUCAGGACUUAUACAGAAAAGACGAAAAAGAGAGAAAACGAGCAGAUAAAAGUAAAGUAAAUAUUUCUUACAAUUUUAAAGGAUUAAAAUUUUCAGAUUUGUUAAAAUUUUAUGAAGAAAGUUAUGUCAAUAAAUUUGAAACAAGAAGUAUAUCUUCUGCUUCUAAUUUUAUAUUUUAUGAUGAUCACUUCUUUGUCUAUAUAUUAUCUUUUUAUAUAGCCCAGUACUGUAAACAGUUUACUAAAAGCAACAUAGAAAUGUUGACACGUAUUUAUAAAGAAGUAGGUCUAAAAUAUGAGCUAUAUGAAAUGUUAAGCAAGACAGCUAAAAGUUGUAUACAAAACUUAAAAGGAGAUAAAGAUGUGUUUGAUAGAACAAAUUUAAAUACAAUAAUUGUUUGCAUAAAUUUGCUACAUCAGUGCGCAUUGAUAUUAUUAGAAAUGGGAAACCUGUUCGAAUAUCAUUGCAACUUGAAUUAUAUUUACCUCCUAAUUUUACAAUUAAAAUAUGUCUAUUUGCAUAAUAAGCAAAAUUUACAAAUGCAGAAAAGGAACAACUUUUCAUCUUAUUUCAAUAAAUGUAUUAUGUUAAAUAAAUUGGGAAAUAAAAAAAUAUACGAAAGUGAUUUUGAAAAAAUAUUUGAUCAUGUACUAUAUGACAAUAUUCCUAUUCAAGACUAUAAAAUAAACUUUCUAAAUUUAUCUCUUGAAAAUUUUAUUUCGCUUGCAUACGAAAAAAAUUACGACGAUAUUGUGUAUGCUUUUAUACCGAAAGUUUUAUAUAUUCAAGUUAUUCUUUAUGAUAAUAAAAAAUAUUUAAGGGAUUAUUGUUCUUACAGUUGUGUUGAUAAAAAUACCAUAAAAUAUAUAGUUAAGUUAUUUCAGUUGAACAGUGUCCAUUUAAAAUUUCAGAAAAAAUUCCCAACAAAUAAAUAUAAAUAUUUAACUAUAAAGAAGGAUAUGCUAACUUUUGAUUUUUCCCAUUACCUUUUAUCCGCUAUAAAUAUACAGUACCCAUGUGUUCAUGAAAAAAAAAUAGUUUUGGAUUAUGGUCAACAUGUUCAUUCACUGAAGUAUGUACUGAGCCACACAAGCAACAUCGAUUUUAAAAUGAAGGUUUGUAAAAAACUAGGGACUGAUUUUGAUGACUUAUUUUUUGAAUGCAAGAACAUUUUAAAUUUAACCAUGAAUUAG
Molecule: messenger RNA, 17337 nt
Organism: Plasmodium gonderi
Lineage: Eukaryota; Apicomplexa; Aconoidasida; Haemosporida; Plasmodiidae
Exons: 11
Coding region: 1-17337 (5778 amino acids)
Source: RefSeq, a predicted model, not a curated record